AUCAUGUUACAGGACCCAGCCCCCCUGUUCAUGGGAGUCAAGUGCCAAGCUGCUGCCAGUGCUUUCAGGGAGACUUUACUGUUGAAGUCUUGAAGGGUGGUCUUUGUUCAGUUUCCUUCAUCUACAGAUCACAGCAAGCACAUCAGACCAAUGUUGUGGAAGUGACAGAAUAUCGCAAGUUCAGCCCCACCUCAGUUUGCAGAAUGCCUUGUUAGAAGUGACAGUCUUUUAUCAAGGCUGACUGUCAUCCCACAUGAUGGAGAGCAUUGUCAACAGUGUUAAGAAGAAGGCCACUGAGCGGCACCACAAAGCUGAAGUGAUGAUUGCUGGAGAGCAGCUCAGGCUGCGCCUGCAUGAUGCCAAGCUCAUAAAGGAUCGACGUUAUCAUCUUCGCACCUAUCCAAACUGCUUUGUGGCCAGGGAGCUCACCGAUUGGCUGAUUGACCACAAAGAGGCUCCGGAUCGAGAGACAGCAAUGAAGCUUAUGCAGAAACUAAUGUCUCACAAUAUCAUCCAUCAUGUGUGUGAUGAGUAUUCCGAUUUCAAAGAUGCAAAACUCCUGUACAGAUUCCGAAAAGAUGAUGGUACAUUUCCACUCAGCAAAGAAGUCAAAGUGUUUAUGAGAGGGCAAAGCCUCUAUGAGAACCUCAUUGGGUCCGAACAAUCCAUUAUGAAGGUGAGAGAAGAGAAUGGCAUGAAAUAUCAGCGCACAUUCCCCGGGUGCGAGAUGAUUGACUGGCUAAUUCAAAAUGGAGAGGCUGACUCCAGAAAAGAAGCCGUGGAGCUAUGCAGGGCCCUUCUGGAACAUGGAAUCAUUCAGCACGUCCUGCUCAGACACCAUUUCUUCGACAGUAAUCUACUCUACCAGUUUCGUAUCAACUUUCGACGGCGCAGGAGACUAACAGAACUGCUUAGUGAGAAUCUGCAACCCAUACAGGAAUGUACUGAUAGUCCCUUCUGUCUUCGCAAGCUGAACCCUGAGCCGAGCAAUAGCAGUUUCCUUUCAGUGCAUCCCAACAAGGAGAUUAAAGUGGUGUCAGCUUCUCGCCGGAGCAGCGUCACAUCACUGGCUGGAGGGCCCGGGAGUUACUUCAGCAACCCACCCAAUCUUGGCUCACAGCCUGUGGUAGAGUGCAACCCCAAAUCAGUGUUGAAGAGAAAAGUAACAAACGAGGAACUUCUCUCCCCUGGUGCCCCAUACAUUAAGAAAACAAUCACAAUUGUAGGUGAUGCUGUGGGUUGGGGAUUUGUCGUCCGUGGAGGAAGACCUUGUCACAUCCAGGCUGUUGACCCCGGUGGCCCUGCAGCAGCAGCUGGAAUCAAGGUACGUCAGUUUGUGUACUCUGUGAAUGGAAUAGGAGUGCUUCAUCUCGACUACCAGACCAUCAGUAACCUUGUUAUGACUGGUCCACGAACACUAGUAAUGGAAGUCAUAGAAGCCAUAGAGUGAUAAUCGGUCAAAUGCAUCGGCACCAGGUGUUUGGUGUUGAGAAAUACUAUUGGACUAAGACAGAGAAGAAAAGUUUCCUAAACCUCUUUGUGUGGAAAAUCAAUCAAAUGUGUUUAAAGGAAUGGCAUGAGGUAAAGGAGGAUAUCGGUAUGCUCUCUGUGACUUGUGUCUACUCACCUGUCAUCAAGUCUCAAAUUCUUUGUAUUUAAUAUUACUUGAAGAUGAUCUUCUUUUUCAAAGCAGGUGUUGAAUAAGUAUGAGAAAAAAUGGAAAGACAAACCCUUUGGUCAUUUUGGUCAGGAUGCAGUUUUGAAUUGCAAACUCAAAAGAUAAAACAGAAGUUUCCUAGAUAUGAGUGUCGAGAUUAUUACUUGCAAAGUAAGACGGAAUGGGCCUGCAGACUAAAUGGAACAGUGUGACCAAUAAUGAAGCCACAAAUUGUCAUCUUCUUUUUCAGAGAUAGAGGUAUAAUUUUAGACAAUCACUGGACUGGAAAACAAUUUGUAGAUCCUACCACUUACUUUUUUGGUAAACCAUAAUGCAAGUAUUUCAUUUUUAAUAAACAUAAACCUGGUUUACUGAUAA
Molecule: messenger RNA, 2035 nt
Organism: Polypterus senegalus (gray bichir)
Lineage: Eukaryota; Metazoa; Chordata; Cladistia; Polypteriformes; Polypteridae
Gene: deptor
Product: DEP domain containing MTOR-interacting protein
Exons: 9
Coding region: 254-1450 (398 amino acids)
Biological process (GO): negative regulation of TOR signaling; intracellular signal transduction
Molecular function (GO): protein binding
Source: RefSeq, a predicted model, not a curated record